AGGAGGUUUGGGUUCGAUAAAUUCGGUUCGGUUCAAAAAUCUGGAAAUGUCGAUGGCGUAGAUGAUGGCACGUGUCCCUGGUUCAAUUUGAUCUGAUCCAAACCUAUUUAUAUUCUUCGUUGCUUUUUUUGUCUGGGAGGCUUGACCGUUCCUCUCGGUAUCUGAUCUCUCCUCUCUCUCUCCCCCGUCACCUCGUCGCCGAUCUCUGCAAGGUUCCGUCUUACCGCCUCUGCAAGGAACCCUAGAUUCACGGAGGACGAACUUCGUGUUUCGCCGGAAUUAAGUCUAGGAGAAUCGAGGGGCUGAGAAGAUGGGCACAACGACGACAACGAGCGCUGUGUAUAUCCAUGUCAUCGAGGACGUCGUCAACAAAGUCCGUGAGGAAUUCAUGAACAACGGAGGUCCCGGCGAGAGUGUUCUCAACGAGCUUCAAGGAAUUUGGGAGAUGAAGAUGAUGCAAGCUGGAGUCUUGUCUGGACCGAUAGAGAGGUCAUCGGGUCAGAAGCCGACACCUGGAGGCCCACUGACGCAUGAUCUGAAUGUGCCUUAUGAAGGUACAGAGGAAUACGAGACUCCCACUGCCGAAAUGCUCUUCCCUCCGACACCAUUGCAGACUCCUCUUCCGACGCCGCUUCCGGGUACUGCAGAUAACUCCUCAAUGUAUAACAUCCCUACUGGCUCAAGUGAUUAUCCAACUCCUGGAACUGAUAAUGGAACCAACGCUGAUGUUAAAGCAAGACCCAGUCCUUACAUGCAACCACCUUCUCCAUGGACAAAUCCAAGGCUUGACGUCAAUGUUGCUUAUGUGGACGGCCGUGAUGAGCCUGAGCGAGGAAACUCUAACCAGCAGUUUACGCAGGACUUAUUUGUACCAUCCAAUGGGAAACGAAAGCGUGAUGAUUCUUCUGCACAAUAUCAAAAUGGUGGGUCUAUACCACAACAGGAUGGUGCAAGCGACGCUAUUCCCAAGGCAAUCCUUGAGAGUGAUGCGUUCUGCAUUACCUUUGUUGGUAAUAGAAAGGUCCCACGAGAUUUCAUCUGUUCAUCAUCGAAGAUUCCUCAAGUCGAUGGGCCAACGCCUGACCCUUAUGAUGAAAUGUUGUCGACGCCAAAUAUAUACAGCUAUCAAGGACCCAAUGAAGACUUUAAUGAGGGCAGAACUCCUGCUCCAAACGAGAUCCAAACGAGCACUCCUGCUGCUGCACAAAAUGAUAUUGUUGAAGACGAUGAAGAGCUGUUGAACGAAGAUGAUGACGAUGACGAGCUGGAUGACCUAGAGAGUGGUGAGGAUUUGAACACACAACAUCUGGUUUUGGCUCAAUUUGACAAGGUGACUCGCACGAAGAGCAGGUGGAAGUGCAAUCUGAAAGACGGGAUCAUGCAUAUAAACGACAAGGACAUUCUAUUCAACAAAGCAACAGGCGAGUUCGACUUCUAAUCAUGACAGUAGCAAGAUGAUGGGCGGAUCUAUGUGGUUGGAUUAUCAAAUAUUUUUGUAUCUUAUAUAGUAUUUAAAGUUUUGGAGCGAAAUGGUAUUGACAUUCGUCGUGCCCCCUGUAAACUUUGUCUCGAAAUCUACGUUGCCCCCUGUUCUCUGUUUUCGAUUGAAUAUUUUUCCUAACAAAAAUGUGUCUUAGCUAUCGCUUAUGGAAACAUCUUUUAUACGACUAAAAAAAACUUGCACAAAAACAAAAUAAUAACAACAAGACUAAAGAAAAACAUAUGGAUUCUGAAACAUCAAAGACCAUCCUAUACGCAGAGUCCCUCACCGUUGAUGAUUUACAAGCAGUAACUUGGUCUGAAACAUAUUCAAGAGAGCCAUCUGGUUGCUAUGGUCGGCCUUGACGGAAUAUUGACACCCUUCCUUGUGGUCCGUUGACGGUUGAGUUCCGUUCGCCGGGAACUUGGAAUCAUCGCCUUCUCGAGGGAGAGAAGAGUGCGGAUUUGGUGAAACAAAGAGAGGUGAAAGCAGAGGAAUAGCUGCGGUUGAAACUGCAUCACGAGACUGCUGCAAAAAGGGAUUCUCGGAAACACCGUCAAGAUGCAGAGCCGUGGGUGCUUGCCUCUGCAGCCUAGUCAGUGAUCUCCGGGACUCGCUCGCACUGUUCUCCAUGACGUUUCAGACUCAAAGGAUUGAACAAAUGAGUAUACAGGCAAAAAAAAGGGAGAGAGAGAGGAAGAUAGGAAGGGAAGGAAAGUGAUGUGAAGAGGAAGAAUAAAAAGGAGGAAAGUUUUGUGUGUGUGUGUGUGUGUUGUGUUGAUGAGGGCGCAAAAGGAGGGAUCGGUUAUGGUGGAUCAUGUGAAGGAAAAAUAGAAAAGGCUGUUAAUUUUGAAACGGUC
This is a messenger RNA of Thlaspi arvense, 2340 nucleotides long. NCBI's taxonomy places the organism in Eukaryota, Viridiplantae, Streptophyta, Magnoliopsida, Brassicales, Brassicaceae. The record is from the annotation of a GenBank genome assembly.